This is a messenger RNA of Dunckerocampus dactyliophorus (ringed pipefish), 5852 nucleotides long. RefSeq names its product unconventional myosin-Va. Gene Ontology annotation, biological process: vesicle transport along actin filament; actin filament organization. NCBI's taxonomy places the organism in Eukaryota, Metazoa, Chordata, Actinopteri, Syngnathiformes, Syngnathidae. The record is from RefSeq and is a predicted model, not a curated record. Gene Ontology annotation, cellular component: myosin complex; actin cytoskeleton; vesicle. The transcript is spliced from 32 exons. Gene Ontology annotation, molecular function: actin filament binding; microfilament motor activity; ATP binding. The coding region runs from base 173 to 5317 and encodes 1714 amino acids.
UUGUGCAGAUUAACAGUUAACUUGACUGCUGUCCUCUGUGUGUCUAUUAAAUGUGGACAAAGUGCACAUGUAACCACUGGGGACAUUUUCCUGAGUCGUGUAGAAUCCCUUCACUUGUAGUGUGGAUGUAGUUUUUACUCUGAUAUGUUUCCUACGCCUUGAAGUCGUUAAAAUGGCAACACUGCAGCUGUACACCAAGGGAGCCAGCGUAUGGAUUCCUGAUCCAGAUGCCGUGUGGGUGUCGGCCCAGCUUCUCCAGGACUACACGCGUGACGACAAGCAUGUACUGCUGCAGCUUCCUGGUGGGGAGGAGGAAUGUUACCCAGUGGCAGCACCCUCCGACCUCCCCCCGCUGGCCAACCCUGACAUCUCUGAGGGCGAGAGUGACCUGACUGCACUCAGCUUCCUUCACGAGCCUGCCAUCCUGCACAACCUGCGUGUUCGCUUCCUGGACUACAAUAGCAUCUACACAUACUGUGGUAUUGUCUUGGUGGCCAUCAAUCCCUACGAUCAGCUGCCUAUUUACGGCGAGGAGGUGAUUGACGCUUAUAGCGGUCAGGACAUGGCCGACAUGGAGCCUCACAUCUUCUCUGUGGCUGAGGAUGCCUACCGCACCAUGAUGAGGGAGGAGAAAAACCAGUCCAUCAUCAUCAGCGGCGAGUCUGGCUCGGGCAAGACAGUCUCGGCCAAAUUCACCAUGAGAUACUUCGCCGUGGUGGGCGGAGCUGCUCAGCAGACCAGCGUGGAGGACAAGGUGCUGGCCUCCAACCCCAUCAUGGAGGCCUUCGGGAACGCCAAAACGACUAGGAACGACAACAGUAGUCGCUUCGGGAAGUACAUCCAGAUUGGCUUCAGCAGGAAAGGAGCCAUCAUCGGGGCCAACAUGAGCACGUACCUGUUGGAGAAGUCCAGGGUGGUCUUUCAGGCACCAGCCGAGAGAAACUACCACAUCUUCUACCAGCUGUGUGCCUCCAGACAGCUGCCUGAAAUGAGAUCACUCAAACUGGCCACUCCUGAGCAUUUCCGCUACACCAACCAGGGAGGAGACGCAAACAUACCGUGUACUGAUGAUGUGAUGGAGAUGGAGCGCACUUGCAAUGCUUUCAGCAUCCUGGGCAGGAGCUUAUUGAUACACAUCAAGAUGAAAGAGCUCCAUUUGUUCUUAUUGAUGUGUUUUUUUUCCACUAAACUUGCAGGUGUGCUGCCAGAGCAGCAGAUGGAGCUCUUCAGAAUCCUUGCUGCUGUUCUUCACUUGGGGAACGUCAACAUUCAAGCCAGUGGACGAAGUUCAGAGCGCAGCUACAUUGAUGCAGAUGACGUCUCCCUAGCCAUCUUCUCCAAGCUACUGGGUGUGGAGGCAGCCGUCACGGCCCAUUGGCUGUGUCACCGCAGGCUGAUCCUGGGAGGAGAAACAUUGGUCAAGCCCAUUUCGGGCCAGCAGGCCAUUGAAGCCCGAGAUGCUUUGGCCAAGCACAUCUACGAGCAGAUGUUCAAGUGGACCGUGCACAGGCUCAAUGCUGCCCUGCGCAGUCAGUUGGGUCGGACUCGGUCCUUCAUAGGGGUGCUAGACAUCUAUGGGUGUGUCACUGAGCUGCAGGAGGGUUGUUACCUUGCAUUGCUUCAACUCACAUCUUCUUCUGUGUGCAGCUUUGAGACGUUUGAGCGUAACAGUUUUGAGCAGUUCUGUAUCAACUACGCCAAUGAAAAGCUGCAGCAGCAGUUCAACCGGCACGUGUUCCACCUGGAGCAGGAGGAGUACGAACGUGAGGAACUGACCUGGAGCAGGAUCGAGUUUAGCGACAACCAACAGUGCAUUCUACUCAUCGAGGGACAGCUCGGCCUGUUGGACCUGUUGGAUGAGGAGUGCAGGAUGCCCAAAGGUUCGGAUGACAGCUGGGUUCAGAAGCUGUACGACAAGCACCUGACAGGCAGAGGUCACCCUCACUUCCGUAAACCUCGCAUGUCCAACAGCGCCUUCAUCAUUCUGCACUCUGCAGACAUGGUCCAGUACGAAGGUGGCGGCUUCCUGGACAAGAAUCGAGACACCAUCUUUGAGGAACUUGUCAACGUUUUGAAAGCGAGUCAGUCGGAGCUGGUGGCUGAGUUGUUCCAGCAGCAGGGAAACAAACCAAGUGUGGCCAAUGGAAGUGUCCGCUCAGGAAGAAGAGCCCACAGGGAGCACAAGUUGACUGUGGGCUUUCAGUUCCGUCAGUCCUUGCAGCUGCUGAUGGACACGCUGAACAGCACCACUCCUCAUUAUGUGCGCUGUAUUAAACCCAAUGACCUCAAGCGGCCCUUUAUGUUCGACCCAAAGAGAACGGUCCAGCAGCUAAGGGCCUGCGGAGUGUUGGAGACCAUCCGAAUCAGUGCCGCUGGUUUUCCAUCCAGAUGGACAUACGAGGAGUUCUUCUUCAGGUACCGUGUUCUGCUGCAUGGGUGCCAAGGCUCUGGAGAAGUCCAGCUUGCAUGCCGCCAGGCUCUCCCUCAGCUCAUCCCUGACCCGGACCAGUACGUCUUUGGAAGGACCAAAGUGUUUUUCCGGGCAGGGCAGGUGGCACUUCUGGAAAGGUUGAGAGCAGAAAGGCUGCGAAUGGCCGCUGUGGUCCUUCAGAGUUGGGUCAGAAGAUGGCUGGCCCGGAUUCACUACACUAGGACCCUCUGGGCGACCAUCACCAUACAAAGAUAUUGCAGAGGAGCUUUGGCCAGGCGACUGGCUUUGAUCCUGCGCUACACCAAGGCUGCUCUGGUCAUCCAGAAAACCUACCGCAUGCUGGUGGCCAGAAACGUGUUCCACCUGGUCCGACAGGCCGCUAUCACCAUCCAGGCCUUCAUCAGAGGCACGCUGGCCCGCCGCAAAUACAGACUGCUAGUGGAAGAGCGAGCCGCCUCCCUGCUCCAGGCGAGAGUGCGAGGGUGGUUGGCGAGGAGGGCCUUCACGAGGUUCCGUGCUGCUGUGGUAUUCGCGCAGUGCUGCGUACGUCGUCGUGCGGCCAAAAGGGAGCUGCUGAAGCUCAAGACUGAAGCCCGCUCAGUAGAGAGGUACCGAGAGCUCAACAAGGGCAUGGAGGUCAAACUGAUGCAGCUGCAGAUGAAAGCAGACCAAGUGGCGAGAGAGCGUGCUGCCCUAAAAGAGAGCCUGCGUGUUGAACGAGAGGCAGCCGCUAAUGAACUCUCUGCUCUGAGAGCAACAAUACAGAAACUUGAAGAACAUCAGAAACGUUUCACUGCUCGUCCUGUUUCCAUCUUGAGUGAGGAGGAGCAGCAGGAAAGGAGACGAGCAGAGGAGAAAGCUGCCCGGGAGCUCCUCCAGCUAACACAGGAGGUGGAAGCACUGCAGAGAGAGAAGGCCUCACUGAGCACAGAAAGAGAUCGUUUGUCUGCAUGUCUUCUCCAGCAGGAACAAGCACAAGAAGCCCUUGUGCAGCAAGCGGUGUCUCGUGCCACAGCAGCUGUGAGGGUGGAGCUGGAUGAGGAGAGGAGGAAGCACCAGGGUCUUUUGAGAGAGUUCACCAGGCUGGAGCAGCGAUAUGACAACCUGAGGGAGAUGAGUCAGCUCACGCAGGGCUACGGAAGGACAGACUCCACUCAGAGCUUAGAACCUCUGUCACCAUCACCUCAGUCCCUCUCCCCCUUCACAUCUGCCUUCCCUUCUCCCGAGGAGGUCCGCAGGAUCAGCGUGACGUCCCCCUCCACAGAAACAAGAGUGUGGAGUCUGGAAACAUCAAUGGACCAACUGAUGAACAUGAUGGACGUGACCAAAAAGGCUGCAGUAGAGCUGAAAGAAGAGGACCUGGCACAUGCCUACGACGUCGUACGAGUGGCCAACAAGUGUUUAGAGAGUCAGUUGCAAAGUCAGCGCAGUGAGUGGGAGCAGGAAGUGGAGAUGCUUAAGUGUCAGCUGCGUCAAGCUUCUUCUGGAUUGUCUGCCCAUCAACAGGCACUACUGGAGGCCCGCGAGCAGGAGUGUGUGAGGCUAAGGAGGGAGCUGAAAGGACUUAGGAGCACCGUGCCAAUCCGACGUUUGCUGACACAAGUGUUCCCAUCAACAUUUCUCACUGAGAGCUCCUCUUCAUCCAGUCAACAGAAAGCAGCCUCAACGACUGGUCUGCUUGAAUGCAAGAAAAGAGAUGAGAACAAACUCAUCAAGAAUCUCAUCACAGACGUCCGCACCGACAUUGCGGUGUCUCUGCCUCCCGGGCUGCCGGCCAGUGUUGUGUUUCUGUGUGUUCGCCAGGCGGACUGCAGGGGGGAUCAAACCAGCGCCUACUCCCUCUGUCGCGCCGCUGUCACUGCCAUGAAGACGGCUCUGAAGAAACACACCAAUGAUGUAGCCAUGACUGCUCUGUGGCUGAAAAACAUCUGUCUGUUGCAUGACCUGCUGAACCAGCACGCCCCAAAACAGGUGGAAAGAACAUUUAACAAUGAAUAUAAACAUGUAUUAUGUAUUUAUGAGGGUAUGAAAGGAUUACUGUUAUCAUUUCAGACAAAUGAUCCAGAAGAGGUACAGCCAUUGAACUUUGACUUACGUGACUCAAUUCGCACCCUGAGUGACCUCCGUAUCCAGGCCUAUCAGCAGCUCAUCUCCAUCCCAAAGACACAAUUGCAAAACUUCCUAGCCUCUGCCCUGUUGGAGGGUGAAGAUGUCCCGGGCUUGAAGCCUGUGGGCUCCAGGAAGCGAGCAGGCUCAGAGCCAAGGACCGCAAGGACUGACGCUCCCACAAUGGCCUCGGUGCUAAAGGAGCUGUGGGUCCUCCACGACGCCAUGUCCCAUCAGGCUUUGCACCCGGCGUUGAUGGAGCAAGCCUUCCACCAGCUCACCUACUUCAUCUCUGCCUCUGCUCUUAACAGCCUGCUGCUUAGGAAGGACAUGUGCUGCUGCAGUCGCGGCAUACUAAUACGUCUCAACGUGAGUCAGCUGGAGGAGUGGUUGCGUUGCCGCGAUUUACAGACAGAGGGCGCUGUAGCCUCAAUGGAGCCCCUCAUCCAGGCUGUUCAGCUGCUGCAGGUGGGGAAAAAGACGGAAAAGGAUGCAGAGGCCCUUCUGCAGACAUGCACUGCCCUCAACAGUGACCAGAUUGUGAGGAUCCUCAGCAACUACACACCUCACAGUGACCUCGAUGAAAAAGUCUCGCUCAAUUUCAUCCGCAUGGUCCAGGGGCUCCUCAAAGGCAGUGCACACGCGCAACCCCUGCAGUUACUCCUGGAUAUAAAGAGGGAGUUUCCCGUCACGUUCCCCGACGCCACUCCUCCCGUCGUACGUGCAGACAUGUUGGUCAUCCCGGAUUCCCUGAAGAUCUCCUUUAUACGCAGAGUAUAAACACCGUCCUGCAAAUGAAGUGGAAACUGCAACAAGGAAAAAACCCACAAUUUUCCCAUAUUUUAUUGGAAGCAGAAACACGAGACUGCAGUCCCAGUAAACCUCAACACCCAGAACCAUAAUAUUAAAAAAACUAACAUUAGAAACAUCUUGUGUAUAAAAAAAGUCCCAUGCGAUCACUUUGUACCACUACACAUUAUCAUCAUCAUCAUCAUCAGUAAUACAUAUUUAUAUAUUCACAAGCAUUUGAAAAAUAAAUAUCAAAAUAAAGAAGACAACAUCAAAUAAAUAUAUGCGCGUGCUGGCACGAUGCUUCUUUUUUUUUUUCUUACAGCGUUCCUAUCAUGCACCACUUGUGGAAGUACAGGACAGUGCAUGUGAGCCACAGAGCAGAACAUGCACGUCUGUCCUCUUGGAUGGAUGUGUGCUUUUUCUUUGUGCUUCCGUCCCUGAAACUUCUGCAUGUUCACCCUGAAACAUGUCGGCGUCAUCGUCAACAGCAGUAAAUAGAGAUUUUUCGUGGCAUUAGCAGCUU